Messenger RNA from Microdochium trichocladiopsis, 3051 nucleotides. Its product is annotated as ankyrin repeat protein nuc-2. The transcript is spliced from 7 exons. Lineage: Eukaryota; Fungi; Ascomycota; Sordariomycetes; Xylariales; Microdochiaceae. Gene Ontology annotation, molecular function: phosphoric diester hydrolase activity; protein binding. Bases 1 to 3051 code for a protein of 1016 amino acids. The record is from RefSeq and is a predicted model, not a curated record. Gene Ontology annotation, biological process: lipid metabolic process.
AUGCAGAAGUUCGGCAAGCAUAUCCAGAAGCGGCAGCUUGAAGUGCCCGAGUAUGCUGCCAGUUUUGUCAACUACAAAGCGCUCAAGAAGCUCAUCAAAAAACUCUCCGCUACUCCUGUCUUGCACGCUCAACUCGACCCGAACAGGUCGCACACACCAGUCGAUACCCAAGCUGCAUUACAAGCCAACAAAGCAGCUUUCUUUUUCCAACUAGAACGAGAACUCGAGAAAGUCAAUGCACUGUACCUGCAAAAAGAGGCUGAGCUCAAAAUUCGCUUGAAAACAUUGCUCGACAAGAAGAGAGUACUAAAAGCCCGCCAAGGCAUAUCUCGCCGUUCAGCCAAGUUCACCACACUCGAAGAAGGAUUCCAGCAAUUCGCCAAUGAUCUCAACAAGCUCCAGCAGUUUGUGGAAAUCAACGGAACUGCCUUUUCAAAGAUUCUGAAGAAAUGGGACAAGACAUCCAAGUCGAAAACUAAAGAGCUGUAUCUAUCCCGAGCUGUUGAGGUGCAGCCCUUUUUCAACGCCACGGUCAUCAGUGAGCUCUCCGACCAAGCCACUACCAGCUUACAGGAGCUUGGAGCAUGGGCUGAGGGAGACCAUGUCAGCUUCGAGGGGAAGCCUGAUCACAUUGUCAGCAGUCAACAUCUGCUCGGCACCGACGAGGGCGAUGUCGAUUCUCUGCUGCUCGACACUGCCAUCACUGGUAACCUGGAUUCUCUGCGUGACCUUCUUACGCGGAUGCAGAGCACAGCGGCGACAUCGUCCACGACUGACAUGACGCUGAUGGAGAGAAUCACCAGGACCUUCCUCGCAGCCAUACACGAAGCACCUCAGGCAUCGCUUGAAGUACUUCUGCAAACAGGCUUGGUCGACAUACAGUCAGAGGACGACAUCAACGAGAGGAAUUGUCUGCACCAGGCGACCAUCUACGGCAACAACUUUGUCCUUGGCAUCGGAGUAUCUGGCGGGGUAGCUGUCAACCGGACGGAUGUCUACGGCAGGGUACCACUUCACUACGCGAGUAUGCAUGGGAGGCUGGAUAUGCUCAAUGAGUUGUUGGAAGCUGAUCCUAGGACUAUUGAUCUUAUCGAUCACGACAACUUCACGCCAUUGAUACAUUCCAUUAUUCAUGGCCACCUGUCAUGUGUUCAGAGACUGCUUGCAGCAUCAGCGAGGAUAGACCCGGCUUCCGAAGCCGAACACAUUCCUCUGAACCUUGCUUGCGAGCAUGGUAGCGUGGAGAUCGUCGAGUUGAUACUCCGGCAUGGAGCGAAGAUCUUACCCGAUGCUGAAGGCCUUUACCCACAGCACCUCGUUGCAAGGUCGGGCCAGACGCCACAGCUCCUGCGGCUGCUUCAGCAAUAUAAUGCUGACCUCGACCAAUGCGACAAACUGUAUGGGUGGACGCCAUUGUUCCACGCUGCAAGUGAGGGCAAUGUCCCAUGCUUGCAAGAGCUCCUGAAUGUUGGGGUGGACGCCAACAUUGCCGACGAGAAAGAUCUGCCAGCCGUCUAUUACGCUGCGUGGGAAGGGCACUUGGCCUGCAUGAGGCUACUCGUUCCUUUCCAGAAAGGCGUCACGAGAAGCCCACUGACCAUGCAGGCACAUCUAACACCCAUGACCAGCAAUGGGCCGAUGCCCAUGUCUCUCGACGUCGACGCCAUUCCAGUCCUGGAGCUGCCACCGCCAAUCAUUCCCUUACGUCGUUAUGGUCACAACUUCCUGGACACCAAGACCGUUGUCCAGCUUACCUUUGAAGAGCGUUCAGAGCAGCCACUCGUCUUCUUCCACGACAGCAAAUAUCCUGCGGCACGCCUCACGAUAUCGUCCAAAGUGGCUGAUCUCAUCCCCAAGAACAUUAUUCUCCCAUUCCAGGAGGAUACUCGCCUGGUGUCAUUCCAGGUUGACAACCUGGACAGCUUCACCCUUGAUUUUGAUGUGUUUCCGACAUAUGGAGCCAAGGUCAUCGCCAAGACUGUAGCGUUGCCGAAUACCUUCAAGGCCCGCAUGCAAACUGCCGGCAGGUGUUGUCUUCCACUCUUUGAUCCUCGCCUACGUGCGAUUGGGCAAAUAAGCUUCAACACACAAGUCAUCAAGCCAUUCCGGGGUACGCCACUUGAGAUAGCCGACUUUGAGACGUACUGGAAAGCCACAAGCCAGCUGGACCAGGCGCCGAACAUGUUCGUCACUGGAUCAAGUUUGUCCGGUGAUUUCGUCCAGAUCAAUGUGCAGCACACGAAUGACGGGGUACCGGUAGUCUGGCCUAGAUGGACUGUCAACUGCGGUGGCGUCGAGAUACCCGUGUCUCGAUUGAGCUUCGAGCAGUUCGGGACCGUGACUGCCUCGAAUAGCAGCCGAAGCCAGGUGUCUGAAUUGACCACAUUUGGUCGGGACAGCAUCGCCGACAUUUAUCGCAUCCUCGCAACGGCCGGUGUCUCUCUGGAACACGCCCUCGCGCAGCUGCCCAACUCUAUGCAUGUCAACAUCCAGAUUCUGUACCCGACCGAGAGGGAGGAGCAAGCAUUUGGGUUGGGACCGUCGGCCGACAUUAAUGUCUUUGUCGACUCGAUCCUCGCCAUCGUUUUUGACCACGCGCGCAAACAGCGAUCCGCGCGUAUGCAGGCGCCCGAGGCGGUGCGGUCUGUCGUCUUCAGCUCAUACAACCCGACCCUGUGCACGACUCUCAACUGGAAGCAGCCCAAUUUCCCCGUAUUUCUCUGCAACGACUUAGGCCGCGAGGAGGCCAUGCCGUCGCCCAGUGUGAUCCAGAUCAGCGGACGCAACUCGCUCUCGAUCAAGGAGGCAGUGCGGGUCGCACAGAACAACAACUUUAUGGGGCUAAUUUGCUGCUCCAGACUAUUGGACAUGGUACCGGCCUUGGUUGACGCCAUCAAGUCGCAUGGACUCGCGCUGGUGGUUGACAAGACAGGUGAAAAGGCAGUCGACCCUCACCCAUUAGCAGAUCCGUUCCCAAGGCUGCCCAAGGGCAUUGAUGGACUCCUCAAGAGCAAUGGCGUGUUGCGUUUCAACGAAUCGUUAGAUGUAUAG